CACACUAGGCGACGCACAUUAAAAACACAAUUCCGCUAAUUGUAGAAUAAAAGAAAUAGAAUUAGGCAAAAUUUAGGUGUGCAAAGUGUUUAGGGACCCCACUGAAGAUGUCCUUCUCGUUUUCACCCUCCACAAACACCGGUAUAGGAGGCGCCGCAGCUGCACCAGGCGCCCUUGGUUUUGGCGCGCGUCCAGCGACAACGACGGCUCCUCCUCCGGCCUUUGGAACAGCCACCGCCACCACAGCGUUUGGAGCAGCACCGGCAGCCACUCCGGCUUUUGGAGCAGCAACAGCAGCCACUCCUGCCUUCGGAGCAGCUCCAACUGCCACACCUGCUUUUGGAGCAGCGCCAGCUGCGACUCCAGCGUUUGGAGCGGCACCAACCGCCACUCCGGCUUUUGGGGCAGUAGCGGGCGCCACUAGCGCUUUUGGGGCAGCUCCUGCUGCCACCACGGGCUUUGGCGCAGCGGCCACGCAGGUGCCAACCUUUGGAGCCGCUGCACCCGCUGUGGGCACCGUUGCACCCACGUUUUCCUUCGCAACGCCGGCGACUAGUGCACCCACUACUGCACCGCCGGCUUUUGGAUUCGGGACGACAACCACGACCGCUGCAGCUGGGAUUGGCUCCUUCGCCUUUGCCAAGCCCCAAGCCACAACGGCGGCCAGUCUGAACUUCAACACCACCACGACGACGGCUACAGCGCAGCCCUUCAAUACGGGUUUGAAAUUGGGAACGACCAGUUCAACGACGGCGCUUGGAGGCGGCGGAAUCUUUGGAAAGCCCGCGGGCCAACCGGCGGCCGCUGCACCCUCGACAUUCGUGGGCCUGGGCGGCAUCGACGUAAGCGCCACGCAGCCCAAGUUGGGGGACAAUAAGCAGGAUGGCAUCAAGAUCAAGGAGACCCAAGUACCCGACGAGAUUGUCAAGACCGUGGAUGCCCUGAAGGUGUACAUCAAGCAGCAGAAGACAACCUCCUCGGACAUCAGCCGAACUUCCACCUCCAAGUUCAGCAACGUAAGCCACGAAAUCAACAACCUGAGGUGGGCGCUGCAGAACAUGUCCAAUUCGGUGGAGAGUAACAAUCAGCAGAUCGGGCUGUUGCGCCAGGAAACAUCCAAGGCCAUUCAGUCGCUGGAGAUGGCGCAGCGUACGCAGGACACGCCUGCCGGUCUGCAGUUCGAGCACAGUGCUCCGUUCCAGUACUUCCAGUGCCUGGUGGCCAAGUACGAGCAGGAUUUGAUAGCGUUGCGGCAGAAGAUUGCCCACACCGAGAGCCUCAUGCACGCCCUUUCCAACCCGCAGAGCAUUUCCCCGACGGAUAUGAUGCGCUGCUUCCGCCAGCUGAGCGAGAGCUUCAUGUCGCUGGCCGGGCGACUGCAUGAAGUGCACCAGCGUGUGGAGGAGCAGAAGGAACACUACCUGAACCUGCGCCGCUACAGAUUGAGGGACGCCACAAACGUCUUUGAGCGGAUUGACAACCCUCCUCUGCCGUCGGUGGAGCCCCAGCGGAUCAGCAGCGGCCCGACGCCCUUCUCCAAUAUCACGGCCAUCAGCAGCCUGAACAAAUCGUAUACGUCGGCGGCGGCGGCCAACUCUGCCAGCAAUGCGGCAGCCAAGUGAGAUUGAAUUGUUAGCAUGUUUCAAAUAAAUCGUUAUGUACCAGAGA
This is a messenger RNA of Drosophila kikkawai, 1668 nucleotides long. It is a transcript of the gene Nup58, whose product is annotated as nuclear pore complex protein Nup58. The record is from RefSeq and is a predicted model, not a curated record. Gene Ontology annotation, biological process: nucleocytoplasmic transport. Gene Ontology annotation, cellular component: nuclear pore. NCBI's taxonomy places the organism in Eukaryota, Metazoa, Arthropoda, Insecta, Diptera, Drosophilidae. Gene Ontology annotation, molecular function: structural constituent of nuclear pore.